Colius striatus (speckled mousebird) is the source of this 4808-nucleotide messenger RNA. RefSeq names its product globoside alpha-1,3-N-acetylgalactosaminyltransferase 1 (FORS blood group) (gene GBGT1). The record is from RefSeq and is a predicted model, not a curated record. NCBI's taxonomy places the organism in Eukaryota, Metazoa, Chordata, Aves, Coliiformes, Coliidae. Gene Ontology annotation, cellular component: Golgi apparatus; membrane; vesicle. Gene Ontology annotation, biological process: carbohydrate metabolic process. Gene Ontology annotation, molecular function: globoside alpha-N-acetylgalactosaminyltransferase activity. Bases 641 to 1672 code for a protein of 343 amino acids. The transcript has 8 exons.
GAAGUUAAUCUACAAGGAGAGUUUGAAGGAGUGAUGGCUAAGCCCACAGAAUAGAAGAGGGAAGGAAGCAUCAUAGCCUGCAGGCUCUAGUCAUAUCCUGAAAGUGCUUUCCUCUAACUCCAGGCUGCCUUCCAGCCCCUCCAGCAGCAGCCUGGACAGCUUGCUUGCUCAAGAGCCCUGACUUUGGGCACAGAGGAUGCCCUGGAGGCGGAAGUGAGCUUGCACACAUCAGAGAGUUAUCUGCAGCGCUGUACUUCUGUAUUCACUGAAGGGAAUUCACACCGUAUUCACACUGGAGGGAACUGGAAAAGGCUUUGUGUGUUUGCCACAGGUCCUGUGGUUCUCACUGUGGGAGCUUUUACUUGCCUCUGAACAGAAGUGGGAUUAAUUUGAGCUUUUAAGGAACUGCCUCAGUGACUAAGAGAUCUGGUUCCUACAGUCUGAGUCCUUCCGUGUUCCUGACUUCAGACAGACUGAAUUAAAAAGACGCUGCUUGGCAAACCUCCUGCUCCUUUGAGAAAAUAAUCCAUUUCUCCCACAGUGAGAUAUUUAUACACAGUUUCACUUGCUUUUUUGUUCUUUGAGGGUUGAAAGCUGCUGAGAGCAAGAAGUGUCCCUCCCUUCUUCAACUCCAGAAGACAUGAUUUACAGGAAAGUGUUGGGAUCCUUUGUUUGUCUGUUCGUUGUUGCUGCAUUUAUCUGGAUUAUUGUUGGGAACAGAAAAGUGCACUACCUCCCAUAUUACCUUCCCUGCCCUGAAAUCUUCUCUGUGAAGCUCCAAUAUACAGAAGCAAAACUAAUCCAGCUUUUCCCCCAAUUAUUUUAUCAGCAGCCAAGAGUGCUGGAUCCAAAGCGUCAGGAUGUGCUGACGGUUACACCAUGGCUGGCCCCCAUCAUCUGGGAAGGAACCUUCAAUUCUGAGAUCCUAGACAGUGCCUACAGGCCACUGAAUCUCACCAUAGGAGUGACAGCCUUUGCUGUUGGAAAAUACACGAGGUUCGUGGGUCGCUUCUUGGAGUCAGCAGAGAAGCAUUUCAUGAAGGGCUAUCGAGUGAACUAUUAUAUCUUCACUGACAAGCCUGAGACAAUUCCCCAUGUCCAGCUGCAGCCUGGACGAAGGUUUGUCAUCGUCCCCAUCAAGAAAUACCCCAGCUGGCAGGAGAUCUCCAUGCGCAGGAUGGAGGCCAUAAACAAGCACAUAGCAGAGACGAGCCAUCAGGAAGUGGACUAUCUCUUCUGCCUGGACAGUGACAUGGUGUUCCACAAUGCCUGGGGGCCUGAGACCCUGGGUGAUAUAGUAGCAGCCAUACACCCUGGCUAUUUCAAUGUCCCUCGAAGCCAGUUCCCUUAUGAGAGAAGAAGCUCUUCAGCAGCCUACAUCCCUGAUGGAGAAGGGGACUUCUACUAUGGAGGAGCCGUGUUUGGAGGACUGGUCAAGAAAGUGUAUGAGUUCACCAAGACUUGCCACAUGACCAUCCUGGCAGAUAAAGCCAAUGGGAUCAUGGCAGCCUGGCAGGAAGAAAGUCAUCUCAACAGGCACUUCCUCUCCAACAAACCCACCAAGGUGCUUUCUCCAGAGUAUUUAUGGGAUGACAGGAAGCCAAAGCCCCCUGUAAUUCACCUCAUACGUUUUUCCACAGUGGAUAAGAACUACAAAGAGAUACGAGAUUGACUCUGAUCCCUGCAGAGGUGUCUUCCCCAUAAUCAAACCCACUGAACAUUAACUCCUACAGACCAUGCCCCACCAUGAAUUUUAGUUCCCAGUGUGAACAGACAAAGGAACAUGUGGAUAGUUUCUCUGUAGAACAGGAGUCUUAAUGCUUUCCAGAAGCAGCAGCCAAAGUGGAGUUGAGAAUUAAAAUGUUUCCAGGUUCCUAAUCUUUGUAAAUACAAGCAUCCCACUUGAGGCUGCAGCACCCAAGAAAGGCAUCCAAAAGGCCAGUUAUCAAAUGCAAGGCUACCCUUACAGUAAGGCUGUGGAUGCCUUUGCCUGAGAGUUUUCCUGAGGCCUAGCAGAAACUUAGCAAGAUCAAAAUGGUAUUUGACAUUCCUGUGGAGAAGAUGAGCUAGAGUUACAGUAAAGACCUUUUCACUUAAAAAGAAACAAACAACUUUGUAAGGCAAUUCAUUUUCAUGCACUGUGAUUUAAACUUGCACCCUUUGUCAGGAUCAGGAGGAAACGUGCUUGGAGCAAGUUAUCCCUGAUUAAGAGGCAGCGGGAUUAGAUUUCUUUGACCUUUUCAGCAGAAAGCUGGUGCCAGCCAUUGCCAAUAAGAACCCUGGUCUGACAGGACAAACAGUGUGAAUGCAUGUAGCAGUUAUCUUCCAAAAUCCAAUCUGUGUUUUGGAGAAACACAAGUUUGGACAGAACUGGCACAGCUCAGACCCAGACUGAAAGUCUUGGGCUUUAUUUCCCUCACAGAUGUGCUCUGAACCUUUUCCCUGGUUCACAUGUCUCUGUAGAUCAUGUAAUCUUUUCCAACAGAGUAAAUAUGGUAUUGAGAGGUUCCUGCUCCAAUCCAUCACUUCAGUCUUUUCCAGCUUUUUGAAGCUCUGUGAAAUAAAUUGGCUAGAAGCUGCUGGAGCUGGCAGGAAGAGCUGAUGCAUUUCCAGCAAACAGGGCCAUUUCAUUUUAUAAUGGAACGCUCUAGUGAAACUCUGAGUUCAGUCUAGAGCUAGAAGUAGGCCAGGGUUAACAUCUUCUUUGCAUGAAUGUGAUGAGAAGCCUGAACCAGGCAUUUUGCAGCCUGACAGCUCACUUGGGUGAACAGGCCAGGGGAGUCCAAACACAGGGGAACAGCCACUGCUUGCCAACGACAACCGACUAAUUGUGAGCUGAGGUCACAGCAUGGAAGUCCCUGGGCCACCUCCCUUGCUGCAGCACAUGUGCCAUAAAUGUCUUCUCCAUUACCUCCCCAGGCAUCCUACCAAAGGGCUGUGCAAGCCUGUGCCAUGAUCAUUUAAAGUGAGCAGGCAGAGGGAGCACGGGGAGCAGCAGAGAACGGCGCUGCGCUAUGUGCAGAGAGGAGAAGCAGGGGUGAAAGGGCUAAGCUGGCUGUUUCUAAGGGAACAGCUUAAAGAAAGACAAGACAAAAAGGCUCAUUUGGCAGAGAGAGAGAAAAUGAGGAAGAGGUGUCUGACUGUUCUUGCUUCUCUUCACAUGAUGAAAUUGCUUUAUGGCAGCGUAUCAAGUAUUCAAAGCUUUAUGACCCCAGCACUGAUUGCAGAUAACUUAACGAGCCAUUUCAGUCCUGAGUGAGCAGCCUGAAAAUGGGACUUGCCAGUGCCACUGUAGGCACUUCAUCCUCCAGAAGACUAAGUAGAAAAGCUUUUGCAGUACCCAUAGUAUAGAUAAGGUACAUAAAAUACCUUCAGCUCAGAACCUCUAGUGGCAUCUGGGUCUGUUGAUUCAUGCUUUAUCCAGCAAAGGGGCUGCCCUAUUGUAUUUUCUCCAGACUGUUCUUAGUGAUGUGAUGCUGGAGGAAGACAUCACUCUACAUAACUAAACCAGAACUGAAUCUCCUGUGAGGAUGUCUGUUUGGUAACCAGGUACCUCAUUUCAGCCAAAAGGCUGAAGAAAUACCCUUAUCCAAAUAUUUUUUAAAUGCCCUCUAUUCCCACCAAACCCAGGAUGAAUUCUGUAUGUCUCUUAUUGGUAAAACAAUCGGCAUCUGAAGCCCAUCACUGAAACUGUGGUCUCAUUAGGCCAGUUGUUAUGUAUACACAUAUACACAACCAGAAGGGGGUCUGACCUGCACUGGACAAGCCAAAUCACUUUAUCUCCUGAUGUCAGUAUCAAGCUCACAAUACACAGCUGGUCUGUUCUGGAUCUCUUUGAAAAAGCAUUCAUAUCCAAUAAAAACAUGAAGUGAUACAGGAGCCACAAAUCCACAGAUGAGCUGUACCAAUGGCCAAUUCCCAUUCUGCCUUACUUCUGCUCUGAGUUGCUCUGUGUUUGCAGGCUCUGUUUGCAACCAUUGGGCUUCAUUUAAAUUACUUGUAGUGCUGUGCAGAUAGCCAUAGCUUGUAUUAAAUCCACCAUGAGAAGAAGUUCUCCAGCACACAUGAUGUGUGAUAAAGGGUGAUCUAUGUUUCUGAGGUACCUGUACAAAAAUCUGUGAAAGGCUUGGUCUGUGGCUCUGCUUCCUCCCUCCCCAGCAUUUGACUGACUCCAGGACGCUGUGAUGGACACAGUAAGAGCUUGAUUUGUGUAGUGCCAAAUGUGUUUAUCUUCCUGGCAAGCCUGCAGCUUCUCCCCAGGGGAAGGUCUUGUGUCACAUCUUAUGUGACACAGUUCUGCUCGACAGGGCUGUGAUUUAAAGCAGUAUCUAGAAACUCCCUGUGUCUCCAGGGAGCAGGAAAAUGUGACUGCAGAAACACAGUCCCCAGUGCAGUGUGGGAGAUGCUGCCUGAAUCAGCUCAUGCCCUUCUCUAAUUAAUGAAAACCUGGACUUCUGUUGUCAUCUCCUGCUGAUUAAUCCUCUUCCCUCCACACCAGCAGCAAGCUUUCCUUCUUUCAGUUGGACUGUGCAGCCUGAGGCUUGUGGGCAGUGUGUGAGCCUCACAAGAUCCGCUUUCUGACCUGAAUUCCCAACCAAUAUCUAUUGCUCAGAGGGGAAACUGAGGCACGUGGUAGCAAGGCAGCAGACUGGCACUCUUGCAUAUGAGCUCUUCCUCCACUCACCACAGAGGACAAUGCUGUCUCACAUGUCCUUGUGCCAAGGGAAUUUGAGCUUUGAAACAUGCACACAGUGCUGUACUGCGUGAAAAGUGAAUCACCACAUGUAAAUAAAUCAUCAUCCAAUUUA